GUUGAGUUGUUGACCGAUUGACGAAAAAGAGGAAUUAAAUGUAGCAAAUGUGAGUCUGAUUCCAAAAGAUUUAAAAAAGAGCACGUCCGUCCAUGUGUCCAUGUACAAGAAAUCAAGCUUACUCUUCUUGUAGGCUCUAGCUGAAGCCAGAGAAUUUCCUCUCUCUCUCUCUCUCUCUCUCUCCAAACUUUAUUCUCAAUCAGAGAAAGCAGAAUCAGACAAGACCGAUGGCCUCACGUGACAAGAAACCAGCGAAGCCGUCGAGCAGCAGCCGCGCCGGUGGUAUACGCACGCUCUCGGAUCUGAACCGAAGGUCUGGACCUGAUUCCGACAGCGAUUCCGAUAGCCCCCAGGAGUACUACACUGGUGGCGAGAAAAGUGGCAUGCUUGUUCAAGAUCCUUCAAAGAACAAUGAUGUAGAUGAGAUUUUCAAUCAAGCUAGGCAACUGGGAGCAGUAGAAGGACCUCUUGAACAUCUUCAUCCAUCAUCAAGUUCAAGAAGUUUCACCGGAACCGGUAGAUUACUCUCAGGGGAAACUGUACCUUCUGCACCUCAGCAGCCUGAGGCUGUUAUUCACAACAUAGUUUUCUGGAGCAAUGGUUUCACUGUAAAUGAUGGCCCUUUGAGGAGGUUGGAUGAUCCUGACAACGCAUCUUUCUUAGAGAGCAUCAGAAAGUCUGAGUGUCCAAAAGAGCUUGAGCCUGCUGAUAGAAGGUCUGCGGUUCAUGUCAAUCUGAUAAGGAGGGAUGAGAACUGCCCUGAACCAGAGAAGCAGCGCCAUGUAGCAUUUCAGGGUGUAGGAAGAACUCUUGGUAGCAGCGGUAGUUCUACGGCAGCUCCUGAACCAACCAUCAGUCCCACUCCUCUCAACGCUCCUCCAAACCCUACUCCUGCCGUGGUUGUAGAUGAAAGUUUACCAUCAACCUCAAUUCAGCUUAGGUUGGCUGAUGGGACUCGCAUGAUAGCCCAAUUCAAUUUGCACCACACCGUCGAUGAUAUCCGUGCCUUCAUCAAUGCCUCUAGGCCUGGGGGUGCAAUACAUUAUCAAUUGCAGAUAAUGGGAUUCCCUCCUAAACUUCUUACUGAUCCAACCCAAACCAUAGAGCAGGCAGGCCUUGCCAAUUCCGUGGUCAUUCAGAAACUCUAGCUGGCCUGCAUGGAAAGUUUCUAUCUAGUCAUUACUAAAGCUGCCUAUUGUAGCACUUGGAAAAAUAUCCAACAACUGGAACGAUUAUGAACCAUUACUAUAUACAGGUAGCAGAUUUUGAUGGGCUGAUUGUUUUUGAAUUGGAUUGAAUUGUUUAAUCCUUUCUUUUUUCAUUCAAA
Messenger RNA from Theobroma umbraticum, 1327 nucleotides. RefSeq names its product plant UBX domain-containing protein 4-like. Gene Ontology annotation, biological process: proteasome-mediated ubiquitin-dependent protein catabolic process; autophagosome assembly; membrane fusion. Gene Ontology annotation, molecular function: ubiquitin binding. Gene Ontology annotation, cellular component: nucleus; cytosol. NCBI's taxonomy places the organism in Eukaryota, Viridiplantae, Streptophyta, Magnoliopsida, Malvales, Malvaceae. The record is from RefSeq and is a predicted model, not a curated record.